Messenger RNA from Schistocerca gregaria, 1571 nucleotides. RefSeq names its product klaroid protein-like. Gene Ontology annotation, molecular function: protein-membrane adaptor activity. The record is from RefSeq and is a predicted model, not a curated record. Gene Ontology annotation, cellular component: meiotic nuclear membrane microtubule tethering complex; nuclear envelope. NCBI's taxonomy places the organism in Eukaryota, Metazoa, Arthropoda, Insecta, Orthoptera, Acrididae. The coding region runs from base 71 to 1396 and encodes 441 amino acids. The transcript has 11 exons. Gene Ontology annotation, biological process: nuclear envelope organization.
GGUCGAGCUGAAAUGGCGCCAUAUAUGACUGACUAUUGUACGUUGCAUUUGUCUAGUGACUUGUAUAGCGAUGAAGAGAACUCCACGCCGACGGAGUGCGUGUAGAUCGUGUAUUUCUGAAGGUACACUUUCUGAUAUAUCAUUUGCGUCUACAAAAUCUACACCAUUAUCCACAAAUGAAAAUCUGUUUAAAAAGCCAGAACUAUCCAACACACAGGUUACUGCAGCUCUGGGUGGAAUGCAAAUGCAGCAUCUAAAUCAUGAUAAAAAAUUUAUGUUAGUUGAUACUGAUGACACUAUAGUCUAUAGCUAUAAAGAAGCAUGUUUUGCUGAGAAGACACAGAGGAAAGAAAAAGUAACAGCACAAGCAAUAACUGGGAUUAACGGUGUGAAAGGAAGGUUUAGAGAUGCUGUGAAAUGCAAACUAGCAACCAGCUGCAUCAGUUCACUUUUUUUGUUGUUGAUUAUAAUGUUUCUUUACUAUUGUAUCUCAAAUUUUGGGAAGGACGUAUCAGAAAUUCGGCCUUUAACAGAAUAUUUUAGAAAAACGUUUGCACACGAGAGUGCUGUUCCUGUAGAUGGCACAUAUAAAGUCAUUGCUGAGAACCACGCUGACGAUGUUAUGAAAUCUGCUAUUAAAAAUAUUCUUGUUGUCAAUGAAAGACUGUAUAAAGAAGUGGAAUUUUGGAGAAGACAACACUUAGCAUUUAAAACAGAUUUAUCAAAGCUGAAGUUAUUAUUCAAUUUAAUGAAGCAGCCAAAGGAUGAUGUUACUGCAGCAAUGGCUAAGAAGAAAGACUCCAGCUCUAAGGGACAGUCAAGCAGUUGCUGCCUGUGUUCCUGUGAUGAACUGGAAAUGCCUGAUUUUGCUCUCGAGUCUUCAGGUGGAAAUAUUAUAUCAACACCCCAGACAGAGACUCUUCAGCCUGAUUCUUGGUAUUAUGUACUUGGCCUUCCAGUGUGGAGGCAUACCAAAUCACCUCGUUCAAUAAUUCAGAAUUCAGUUGCUCCAGGUGAAUGCUGGCCUUUUCGGGGCACCAUUGGUUCUGUGGUGAUACAGCUAGCUGCUCGUAUAACUAUCACAGCUGUAUCCAUGGAGCAUAUAUCAGCUUCCAUGUCUCUAACAGGGAAGGUUGAUUCAGCACCGAAGACAUUCAGUGUAUUUGGGCUGAAUUCAUAUAACGAAGAAGGUGUUGCUCUUGGCUCUUUCUAUUACAAUAUAUCACAUUCUGCACUGCAAACCUUUUUCAUAAACCAACAGACUACAGCACAACAGGGCCCUUUCAGUGCUGUGAAACUAUGGAUCACAUCCAACCAUGGUAAUCCAGAAUAUACAUGUGUCUACAGAUUUCGUGUUCAUGGUACUUUAUACUCAGAAAGGAAAAUCAUUACUUAAUAUUCUGCUAUUAAACUUAGUGUUGUUGAAGUUGAAAUAUUUGUUGUUAUUUGCUGUUAAUCUGUUCCUCCCUGCUUUGUUGCUCAAAUGAAGCUGUAUUCGUACAUAUAUUGUGGUUAAAGUGUAAUUUCUUUUCCAAUUAAGCUUUUAGUUUAAAUGAAAAUUUUGAAGAAUA